CCAGACAAUAAAAGGGAAUUAGCGCAUUUUUUGCGGAUUAAACCUUUUCCGUAUCAUUGUAUCGUCAAUGAGACAUUUGGAAGAAUAUUCAUCGUUUGUUUUUAGUGCAAUAUAUUUAUUUAUCACUUUACUUAUUUGUUUAAUUUAAUAGAUUAUUUGUGAGGUUUCAAAAAGUUCAAAUAUUUAUCUUUCGAGACGUUGGGUUAAGAUUGAUCAGGAGACUGAUAUCGAGUCAUAUAAUUAUAUCGAAUGAAUAACGCUAUAUAAAGCAUUGAAUGCAUUUAAAGCCUUACACAGUCCGUUUAUUUGAUUGCAUUUAAUAUCAAUAAUCGAACUAUCAAGAAUGAGCCACGAAGAAAUUUAAUAACCAAUACAAACGAGAGAAGUAUUAGUAACACUCGGGAACUGUAAAUCCGCUUUGUUUUUUAACAGGUUCCCGUUGAAUGUGAUGCUAGAGAAAGGUUAAUCGUCGGUUUAGGAUUAAAUAAUCUUAGAGAUAAUCUUUAAUGCAAAAACCAUGUCGAAUAUUUGGCAUAUAUUUCUAACGAGAGUUUCUUCAGUGUGCUUGGGAGGACGUGGCGAUUAUAGUGACGACAACACUGAAGGGAGAUAUCAUUUCCUGACGGAUAUUUUCUAUCCGGAUAAGUGUGAAGGGAUUUGAGGGACUGGUUUCCAGUUAAAACAGAUAACUAAAGGUUCCGCAUUGUGUGUUUGAAUUUCAAAAAGGAAAAGAUCAGUGAUUUCGGGCAUUUAAUCACAACGUGCUUAGCUGUGAGACUGGCAUAUACAGUUGCGCACAAUUACUUUCAUACGGUUGAAAUCUAAAAAGUCAAUGAAGGGCACAUAAUGUACCUUUAUGUGUGUUCCAUUCAAUCUUACGCGAUUUAACCCACAUCGUCGCGAAGCUGGAAUAUUGAAAAGAUUUUGCAAAACAAACAAGCUUGGUGUUUCGACGGUGUUUAACUAAUUGUUAGAAGAGGACACUAGGGUGAAUUUGAACUUCGCACAGGAAGAUAUAGUCGCCACUUAUAGCUACCUGAAGUACUUUUUAUCAACAGAAAACAGAUAACGACAGAGUGCAAACAUGUCGCGAAGAUUAUCUAACUAUCCCCGAAGCGACGCCACGACUCCCGGGAGACGUGUGCGGGGAUCCAUUGCUGGAGCUAGAUUUUCGCACGGAAAGUCAGGAUCUGGACAAAUUGCUGAUCCCGGUGGAGCGCUGGAAAUCACUUCCCUCGGUGAACGCUCGAACGAUAUGCCUAAAAGAAUAUACCGAUUAGAGAAUACAUAUAAACUAGAACCGGAUGAUGAUAAAGUGUUCCGGGUGUGUGAUGUAGAAAAACUGGCUGAAGGCGUAUUAGCAGAGCAUUUGGCCAAAAUGGAAUAUGACCCCGUGAAAUGUCGAGAUAUAAGCCAAACAGUGGCUGUUGACAUUUUAGAGAGAGUGAAGCAGAUGGGAUUUAAGAGAUAUAAAAUUGUCACCAACGUCAGCAUUGGAUCACUACGGGAAAAGCCGGGAAUGCAGUUUGGCAGUCGAUGUUUGUGGAACAAAAACACGGACAAUUUCGUUAGUGUCAAAUAUUCCAACUCCUCCAUCUUUGCCGUAGCAAUGAUCUAUGGACUGUAUUUUGACUAGUGACGUCACAGUGGUUCAAUCUUUCAUGUGGUGCAUUUAAUUUUGUGCAGUAUUCCCCCCCCCCCUUUUUUUUAUUAGUGACCUGCUGCCAGGGACGUCUUGCCAAACAUAAAGUCAACAUUGUGAUUUUCUCUCUAGGAACACCCGUUGGACAAGUUAUUUACCAGUGUUAAUAAAAGGAAUCACUCAACGUUU
Messenger RNA from Ostrea edulis (European flat oyster), 1831 nucleotides. RefSeq names its product dynein light chain Tctex-type 5-like. The record is from RefSeq and is a predicted model, not a curated record. The transcript has a single exon. Gene Ontology annotation, molecular function: dynein intermediate chain binding. Gene Ontology annotation, cellular component: cytoplasmic dynein complex; cytoplasm. Bases 1085 to 1636 code for a protein of 183 amino acids. NCBI's taxonomy places the organism in Eukaryota, Metazoa, Mollusca, Bivalvia, Ostreida, Ostreidae. Gene Ontology annotation, biological process: microtubule-based movement.